Messenger RNA from Linum tenue, 2031 nucleotides. Lineage: Eukaryota; Viridiplantae; Streptophyta; Magnoliopsida; Malpighiales; Linaceae. The record is from the annotation of a GenBank genome assembly.
GGCUAUUUCUUCUUUGUAGAUGGGCCCACCAUUCUUUGUUCAUGGACUAUUUGAAACAGAAAAAAAGCCGGCCCAACAUUUCCUCUAGCCCAGCCUUCAUUUAGCUAGGGGGGAGAGGCGAAGAAAGUAAAACAAAAACAUGGAGACGAACAACAAUGGCGUUUCGAAAGGCAGAGAGUUCCCGCCUGAUUUUCGAACCUACCAGAGAAUGGCCGCGAGCGAGCCGACGGCGAACCGACCGUCGAGCGAGGAACAACUGAAGCUCGCCGUAGCGAUCUCUCUUCUCCAGUCGAAGCUCCUUCAUAAAAAACCUCCUCCGCCGCAGCCGGAUGCUUCUUCUGGAUCUGACGCCCUUCGCUGGAAGCGUAAGGCGAAGGAUCGGAAGCAGGAGAUUGUUCGAUUGAGAGAGGAUCUCAAGGAAGCGGAAGACGCUUCUUCUCAGUGCGAUCUGUUUCCCCAAACCGCCGUUUGCAAGUGCUACUUCUUUGACGAUGUGGGAAAAUUACGCUUCGAGGGCGCCGGAGACGGAUCCGUUUCUAGAUUCGACGAUGUAAUCCGUCGCCGGUUCUUCAGACAAGGUCGAUUUCCUCACUGCCUAAUAGUUCAUACACUUAUAGACCUCUCGUCAUCUUGUUGUCAUGUGCUCAUAUGGGUGCUGUUCGCUCCUGCUGCAGUGAGGAUGAAGCAAAGGCGGCGAAAUAGAGACGAUCCGAGUCUGAGAUUGCGCUUUACAGAAUUGAGCAGUGAAAAUGAAGUGGAUCAGCUUAGGGCUUCCGUUGAUUUCCUUGUGGAGCUCUGCGAUGGCACUGCUUCUCCUAUGGAGGAGGCCAAUUUCGCCAACUGGUCUCACCAGGCUGUUGACUCCAUUCUAGAGUCGCUUAGGAAGACAUUGCCAGUGGGGGAGAACAUGGAAGUUGUUGAAGGGAUUGUUACUAGCCUAAUAGUCCGUUUGCUGAGAAGGAUCUGUUGCCCUGCACAUCGAGAUGGUAACCUCUUCUUGGCUUUCGUUUCUGGGUUCCAACUCAAUCUUAUUAACGACCUUGAUUUCUCCAUGUUCUGCAUCUUUGGAUCGCCCAUUUUCUUAUCCUAUAUUCCAGACUCCAAUUGCGUAGCCAUUGAUCACCGGCCUCGAGUCCAGCACUUGCUGCGAAAGCUGGGAGGUGAACCCUUCAUUGGACAACGCACACUUCUUUCAGUUUGUGAAAGGAUAUCCACAACAGCUGAGAACUUGCUCUGCAUCGAUCCCUUCGACGAUACAUUCCCAAACAUUCACCAGUCUCUAUUCAUUAUGAUCGAGCUGGUUGAGUUUCUGAUAUCAGAUCACUUGCAAGCCUGGUCAACCAUUGAAGGAUUUGAUCAUGGGCUAAUGGAAGGAUGGGUGACAUCCUUUCUCCAUGCCAGGAAAACACUGCAGCUUCUGGAGUGCAGACAUGGGCUUUAUGUUCUCUACAUGGAUCGAGUCGCCAACGAACUGGCGAAGCAAGUGUGUCGAGUUUCGCCGUUCCAGAGGCUCAACCAGCAGCUCCUCCACGAUCUGUUCAACUAGCCUGGAAAGCUGCUCUGCUCUGCCAUCCACAUGUAAAAAAGUGUAAAGACGUGGAGGAAGCCAUGAAGUGUGUGUAGGGCUGACUGAACCAACUCUUCGACACCAUAAAGCAAGCUGGUAAGUAAAGAACAAUAUUCUGGCCUUAUAGAUCAUUGCCGUCCAAUUAAACUAUAUGUUUCUUCUGUAUUGUCUACUGUUCCACUCAAAGUAGCAGAUUCUUUUCUGUUGGCUCUGGAAAGCAAAAGAGCAUGCAUGUGAUUGAUUUGUCAAACAAAAAAUUUCAUUUUGCAGUUCUCUCUACAGAGUCAAAACCGAACUUUAACAAAACAACAACAAAAAGGUGGUAAAAAGUAACGAACCACCACACAAAAAUGAGCCUGUUUAAGAUUGAAGGAUAUGAAAUAUGAACAUCUAGUUUGGUCGCAGACAGGAAUAUCAAUUAUUAUUGUUUACGUAAUGACGUGGAAUCAGAUUCGUUGUCUCUC